CCCCAGCAUUGAGAGGCUGUUGUCCAAGGACUGGAAGGAUAAACUUUUGGCCAUGGGCUCAGGGCACAUUGGAGAAAUUAAAGGUACCCCGGACAGCCUGGCGGAGAAAGAGCGCCAGCUCAUGGGCAUGAUUGGUCAGCUGAGCAGCCUGAGGGAGCAGCUCCUGGCGGCCCAUGAAGAGCAGAAGAAGCUGGCCGCCUCGCAGAUGGAGAAGCAGAGGCAACAGAUGGAGCUUGCCAAGCAGCAACAGGACCAGAUUGCCCGGCAACAGCAGCAGCUUCUACAGCAGCAACACAAAAUCAACCUCCUGCAGCAACAAAUCCAGCCAUCAGCAUUUGGGACCUGA
Paralichthys olivaceus (Japanese flounder) is the source of this 346-nucleotide messenger RNA. NCBI's taxonomy places the organism in Eukaryota, Metazoa, Chordata, Actinopteri, Pleuronectiformes, Paralichthyidae. The record is from RefSeq and is a predicted model, not a curated record.